Messenger RNA from Symphalangus syndactylus (siamang), 2153 nucleotides. RefSeq lists its product as uncharacterized. Lineage: Eukaryota; Metazoa; Chordata; Mammalia; Primates; Hylobatidae. The record is from RefSeq and is a predicted model, not a curated record.
ACUUGUUUGCAGAGGAGUCCAAAUUGUGGCUUUGAAAUUCCCACUUACUGGCCUUAGUGUUGCUAACCGGGAUGCCACAGAGCUAGUCAGUCAUACUUCAAGUGUGGAAACGUGACUCCAUGGUUCUCCUCUUCUCUGGGUUUACCAUUCCUUCCAGCUUUAACUCUUCCUCGUCAGCCCUGGUCACUCCACAUCAUUAACUCACCUUCCACAUGUACCACAGUUGACUCAGGAUAAAACCCAAAACUGGAGGAAGAACGUUGGGCUUCACCUGUCUCCCCUGCCCUGCCGGUUCCUUUUUGAAUUCUCAAGGUAUACCACAAUUCUUAGAACUUGUAGUCAGUGAAAAUCCCUACGUUGCUUUAUUUUCUAAAUGACAGUGGUUAUGCUAAAGACAUGCAAGAUAAUAUGAAGUCAUUUUAAAAUGAAGACAUUUUAAUGACAUGGAAAAUGCUUAGGAUAUAACGUGAAUAAAAAGUGUUAGGAACAGAACUGUGGGUACAGUAUGAUCAAAAGUAUGAAAUAAGUAUAAAACCCAAGGAGAGGCUGGGCACAGUGGCUUAUGCCUGUAAUCUCAACACUGGGAAGCCAAGGCCAGAGGAUUGAUUGAGGCCACGAGUUUGAGACCAGCCUGGGCAAUAUAGCAAGAGUCAUCUCUACAAGAAAAUUUUAAAAAUUAGCCUGGCAUGGUGGCACACACUUGUAGUCCUAGCCACUUGGGAGGCUCAGACAGGAUUGCUUGAGCCCAGGAGUUUGAGGUUGCAGUGGCUGCUAUGUUCAUGCCACUACACUGUAGCCUGGGUGACAGAGAGAUACACUGUCUCAAAAAUAAAUAACAAGGAGAAAGUACUUCAAAGUGCUUAUCAAGUGGGAGGAUUAUAGAAAGUUUGUAUUUUCUCUUUUAUACUUCCCUGAAUAAUUUUUCCAGUUUUCAACAAUGAAAACAUUUUAUGAUCAAGAAAAAAAAUUCUUAAAGAAUGUUGUCACAUUAUCCUGAAAUUAUGCAAGUCGCUAUGCUCAUAUUCCAACUAAACACAUUUGAUCGAUUUUUUUGUGUUUAAAAGAUAACUGCCCCAAGCAUUGGCAGACACAAAGAUGAUGUGAUGUGGUCCCAGUCCUCAAGGGACAAUCUUAGAGAUACAAGUCUAUAAGUGACAAUAUUAGAAGGAGAAGUAAGAAAAGAUCUAAAUAAAGAGAUUUGGAAGUUCUGUGAGGGGGCGAAGAUAAUGAAAACAUCUCUUCUGAGAUUCUCAGUAUUUCCACAUUUCCAACCAGUUCCUUUUUUACUGAUCAGAAUUCACUUGAGAGCAGCCAUUUUCCUCACGGGUUCCUCUACCUUCUGAGAGAUGAAAUUGUCAGGCAGAGAGACAAAGUCUUUGAUAGCUCUGCCCUUGCCAGAAUGAGACUUGGAGCAGACGUCCAAAGAGUUGACAUUGCUGUCACUUCUGCUCUGAAAAUACUGGAAUGUGUAAGAAGAAAGAACUGUCUUUUUAAAAAAGUGAUAUACCUCAUCCCUCUCACAGAGCCCAUUGCUAUGACUCUGAAGGACAAAACAGCUCUGCAACAGCAAAAAUGUUCCAUAUCCUCCUUUUAUUUCCACAUUUGGCCCUUCACAUGGGAAAAGAGAUGCAAGCCACAAGUCCUCCUGCCACUUACUGAGCACUUCAUGUUAUACGUAAGACACCAACCAGUUUCUUCUAUUCCAUCCAAAGCAGCAGCUCAGAGAGUGUCUCAGAUUGGUUUGUUUGAAGUUUCUGCAUGGUCCAAUUUUGGCAGGAAUAUCAACAAAGUGAAGCUGUGUUCUCCUCACUGCACCCCAUCAGGAGGAUUCCUCACUGAUUAAAAUCUGGUUACAAAACAAGGGACCUAGAGAGAUGUUGAUUUCGCUGCUUCUCUACAGAUGCCUCCUGCUGCUUCCAACUUUUCUCCUUUAAGGCAGGGUGAAUCCAAAUCAUGGUCUCAGCCCUGAAGGAGGCACCAAAGCAGUUUCGUUGCCCUGUGAAAAGCUUCUAGAGGAGCUCAUCUGAAUGCUUGAAGAAACCAGCCGCCCUUACAAUUACCUAAAAGGAAUUGAGUCAUUUUAACAAGACAUUUCUGCCAUCCACGGUCACAAUCAUCUCUUUGAAAAAUAAAUACUCUUGGUUUAUUGUUUU